Messenger RNA from Adineta ricciae, 1119 nucleotides. The record is from the annotation of a GenBank genome assembly. Lineage: Eukaryota; Metazoa; Rotifera; Eurotatoria; Adinetida; Adinetidae.
AUGUUAGCAAUACUUAUUUACGUCACACUCUUCGUCCAACUUUUCAAAUCUUACGAAUUGUGUCCAUUGGAAUACUAUGUAACGGAUGAAAAUCAUUCGUACUGUUCGCAGCCAUAUCCGAAUGUAGUCGAUCUGCAGAUUAGCUCAUCUGAACGAACAGCAAUUCUUCGAAUACACAAUCAUGAACGGCGACUUGUUCGAGGAGCGAAUAUAGAGAAGAUGUAUUGGAAUGAUGAUCUAGCAGAAAUCGCUCUUCGGUAUGCUCGUCGCUGUGAAUUCGAUCAUGAUAAAGCCAGUCAACGGAGUGUACCGAGAAUUCCACUUUCAACAGGACAAAAUUUAGCUAUGGGAUAUGACAAUUGGACCCAAGCUAUUGGUGGGUGGAUCGAAGAAAAGGAACAUUAUAUUCAUGGUUAUCCAGCAACUGGAAUUGUUGCCCAUUAUACACAGAUGAUAUGGCAUUCUGCAGUUCUAGUUGGUUGUGCAGCGACGAUGUGUCCCCCUAGUGGAAUGUUUGAUAUGAAAUGGCCUUUUUAUGUUUGCAAUUAUAUUACUGGGCAAUUGAAUAGCAAUUUGUAUAGACCUUAUGACCAAGGGAUUGAAGAUCGUCCAUUAAAUGAUUGCCAUGGCAAAGUCUGCCUGUACAAUGGUACUCUUGAUUUAAAAACUUGUCAAUGCCAAUGCUCAACAUAUGCAACUGGUUCACAAUGUGAACAUUUAAACUGUUCUAUACUUCCUCCAUGUUAUUAUCAAUCACCAGAAUCGUGUAUUGCUGUCAAUGUGCCAUUGGAAUGUCCUCGUCUUUGUGGUUUAUGUGAUAGAUACGAAGUAUUGAAGCAGGUGUACGGAAAAGCGAACCUUGCACCGAACACACCAGCAAUUAAAAUGCUACAAACAACGACAAUAACCACUACUACUAGUGCAACAAAACGGAAACCAUCUGGUCGAAAAAUGAAAACAAAUUCACAAAAACGGCCGCGGAAACUCUCACUCAUAACUCAUCCAAGUACAGUAAUAGCAUCGAACGGUUGUAAUUAUCUACCAUUAUCUAUCGGUCCAUAUUUAUUAUAUAGUUUAAUGAUUAUUAUUGUAACAUUGAAAAUUUUUUUAAGAAACUAA